AUGCCUUUUUUAGGUUCAACUUUCCCCAAAACGGGACAGACCGUUACAUGCCAUUACGUGCUUACCCUUCAAAACGGGAAAAAGGUUGACAGCUCACGGGAUCGCGGAUCACCAUUUAAGUUUAAGAUCGGCAAAGGUGAAGUAAUCAAGGGUUGGGAUCAAGGUGUUGCUCAGAUGUCUGUAGGGCAACGUGCCAAACUGACUAUCUCUCCUGACCUCGGUUACGGUGCUGGAGGUGUUCCUGGAGCUAUUCCUCCUAACUCGACGUUGAUCUUCGAUGUUGAAUUGCUUAGCACAGCAUAA
Molecule: messenger RNA, 303 nt
Organism: Strongylus vulgaris
Lineage: Eukaryota; Metazoa; Nematoda; Chromadorea; Rhabditida; Strongylidae
Source: the annotation of a GenBank genome assembly